CAAAACGUUUCACCGUCAGUCCAUUCGGAACGGCCGCGUCAAGCGGACGAGAGGAGCACACACGCGCGCGCACAAGCGACCAUAAACGACCGGUGAACCGGUGCCAUCGGCAGUUCAUCCAUCCGGGAACCGCGGGUGAUCUCAGUUUGUUCGCACGUACGUACCCGUGGUGGUAGUGGUGGUGGUCGCGUUGGAAGCAACAGUGCUUUGCCAGAGUUUUCGUGUGCAAAAACAAUAGAAUUUUUAUCCGAUUUCCACUGUCACAUCUGUCAAACGACUGGACCUAAGCUCAUCCUACAGUGUACCCGGUGCGUUUCGUUGGAAAAAUGGAGACUCAUCCAAUGGAUGAAUUUUGCGGCUCUCGGUUUUGGGACUUAAAUCUCACCUGGUACACGGACGAUCCAGAUCUAACGCCAUGCUUCCAGCAGACCGUACUGGUGUGGGCACCGUGUGCAUUUCUUUGGCUGUUCUCCUUUCUGGAGCUGUACUAUCUGCGAAAAAGCGCCAACAAAGAUGUACCGUGGAGCUUCGUCAACGUAACCAAGCUGCUGGUCAUCGGUUCGCUGAUCGUACUUACUAUCGUUGAUCUCGCAAAGGCAAUCUCAACGGACGGCAUAUCGGCACCACUGUUCUAUUAUACGCCGGUGAUAAAGCUCGCCUCUUUCAUCUUUGUGGCUAUCCUGAUCUACCUCAACAAGCAUUAUGGCAUGCGAACGUCGGGGCUGUUGUUCCUGUUCUGGUUCCUGCUGACCGUGUGCAGCAUACCACGAGUACGCACUGAAAUCCGUGCCUACGAAGCCCGUAUCGUCGAAGAUUCGUGGGCAGAGUAUCAGUUUGUGAGCUUUCUGAUAUUCUUUUCCCUCACGUGCAUCAUGUUUCUGCUCAAUUUCUUCGUCGACAAGCCACCGCGCCAAUCGAAGUACGAAAUCACCGAUAAGGAUUGUCCCGAGUUGGCCGCCAGCUUCCCAUCGCGCAUCUUUUUCGCCUGGUUCGAUCGGUUAGCCUGGGUCGGCUUCCGCAAGCCACUGGAGGUGGACGAUCUGUGGAAAAUGAAGCCCGAAGACUCGUCCAAGGAGGUGUCGCCGGCUUUCCUGCACCAUUGGAACGAAACCCUCGAGAAGACGUACCAGUCGCGUGAAACGAGCAAUGACGUCACUUUUAAGAAGCUGGGAAACUCGGCACGUGUUGAUUUUCGUACCACGAAAGCUAAAAAUAUCGCUUCCAUUCUACCGGCACUGAUCAAAACGUUCGGUGGAACGUUCCUGCUCGGUUCGUUCCUUAAACUUGGCCAGGAUUUGUUGACCUUUGCCUCGCCCCAGAUCCUGAAGCUCAUUAUCGGGUUUGUGGGCGGUGAAGAGCCGAUGUGGAAAGGUUUGAUGUACGCAAUCACCCUGUUCGUUGUUGCCGGAACGCAGACGCUGCUGCUGGGACAAUAUUUCAACCGGAUGUUCUUCGUUGGACUGCGUAUCCGUACCGCACUGAUCAGUGCCAUCUAUCGCAAGGCGCUGAUCAUUUCCAACAGUGCGCGAAAAGGUUCGACCGUCGGUGAAAUUGUGAAUCUAAUGGCGGUCGAUGCGCAACGCUUCAUGGACUUAACGACGUACAUUAAUAUGAUCUGGAGUGCCCCACUGCAGAUUGGUCUGGCACUGUACUUUUUGUGGCAAAUUUUGGGCCCUUCCGUGUUGGCCGGGUUGGCUGUGAUGAUCAUUCUCAUUCCAGUGAAUGGUGUAAUUGCCAACAUGAUCAAAACGCUCCAAAUCAAGCAAAUGAAGAACAAGGACGAGCGUGUGAAGCUAAUGAACGAGGUCCUCAGUGGUAUUAAGGUACUUAAAUUGUACGCUUGGGAGCCAAGCUUCGAGCAGCAGAUACUUAAAAUCCGUGACAAGGAGGUGAAGGUGCUGAAAUCGGCCGCUUACUUGAACGCUGGAACAUCAUUUAUCUGGUCGUGUGCACCAUUUUUGGUGUCGUUGGUCACUUUUGCCACCUAUGUGCUGGUGGAUGAGAAUAAUGUACUGGAUGCAAGCACAGCUUUCGUUUCACUUUCGCUUUUCAACAUCCUACGGUUUCCCCUGUCCAUGUUGCCCAUGCUCAUCUCUAAUAUGGUGCAAACCAGCGUUUCUGUGAAUCGCAUCAACACUUUCCUGAAUCAGGAAGAACUGGACCCUGACAAUGUGCAGCAUGACGAAAAGGAGUCUUCUCCUCUGCUAAUUGAAAAUGGCGUCUUCUCGUGGGGCGGCGAGGAAACCACGCUCAAGAACAUCAACGUACGCGUCGAGAAGAAUCAAAUAGUGGCCGUCGUCGGUACGGUCGGAUCGGGCAAGAGCUCGCUGCUGUCGGCGUUCCUUGGCGAGAUGGACAAAAUAUCGGGACGCGUCAAUACGCUUGGGCGCAUCGCGUACGUCAGCCAGCAGGCAUGGAUACAGAACGCUACCCUAAAGGACAACAUCCUGUUCGGCAAACCAAUGGACCAGCGACGGUACGCUCGCGUGAUUGAAGCGUGCGCCCUGAAGCCCGACAUUGAGAUGCUGCCCGGCGGCGACAUGACGGAAAUCGGUGAGAAGGGCAUCAACUUGUCCGGCGGUCAGAAGCAGCGCGUUUCACUUGCCCGUGCGGUGUACAACGAUGCCGAUGUGUACUUCCUGGACGAUCCGCUCAGUGCGGUGGACUCGCACGUUGGAAAGCACAUCUUCGAGCAGGUGAUCGGGCCGAGUGGGUUGCUGGCGAAAAAGACGCGCGUGCUGGUGACGCACGGCAUUACCUACCUGCCCAACACGGACAAGAUAUUUGUGUUGCGGGAGGGUGAAAUUUCGGAAAGCGGCACGUACCAGGAGCUGAUGGAUAAGAAGGGCGCGUUCGCGGAGUUCCUGAUUCAGCAUCUGCAGGAGGUCAGCGAGGAGGAAGAGGAUUUGGAUGAGAUCAAGCAGCAGCUGGAGAAUAGUGUCGGUGGAGAGGAAUUGUUGAAUCAGCUGAAGCGCUCCAACAGCAAACGAUCGCGCAGCGAAAGCACCUCGGAAACUGGCUCGGUAAAAGACAUUUCGCGUCAAAACUCCACAACGGAUAGCAACACAAGCUUGCGUCGCCGAACGUCCGAAAAGGCUCCAGAGGUGGCGAAAACGAAGCUUAUCGAGCAAGAAAAAUCGGAAACUGGCAGUGUCAAAUGGGAAGUGUACAAGCAUUAUCUCAAGAGCAUCGGCUUAACGCUCUCGGUAGCGACCGUGAUUCUCAACAUGAUCUUCCAAGGCUUCUCGAUUGGCUCGAACCUCUGGUUGUCGCGCUGGUCUACGGACGAUACGGCCGGAAAUGAUACCAGCCGUCGGGAUAUGUAUCUCGGCGUGUACGGUGCAUUCGGAGCCGGUCAAGUGCUAAGCACCUUCCUGUCGACGUUGUUCCUUUACAUUGGCGCGCUGGAAGCGUCCCGGACGCUGCACAAGACGCUGCUACGGCGCGUGCUGCACGCACCACUGACCUCCUUUUUCGACAUCACGCCCGUCGGCCGGGUGCUGAACCGGUUCAGCAAGGAUAUUGACACGACGGAUUCCGAUCUGCCGGCGACCCUGCGCGCCUGGAGUGCCUGCUUUUUCGGGGUGGUUGCCACCCUGGUAGUGAUCAGCAUUUCGACUCCGAUCUUUGCCGCUGUGAUCGUGCCGAUCGGUAUUCUGUACUAUGCCGUGCAGCGCUUCUAUGUCGCCACAUCGCGGCAGCUGAAGCGCUUGGAGUCGGUGUCCCGUUCGCCGAUCUAUUCACACUUUGGCGAAACCAUCCAGGGCGUGCAGACGAUCCGUGCUUACAGUGUGCAGGAUAGAUUCAUAUUGGAGUCGGAUGAAAAAGUGGACGGAAACCAGCUGUGCUACUGUCCGAGCAUCAUCGCCAACCGCUGGCUUGCCGUACGGCUUGAGAUGGUCGGUAAUUUGAUCAUUCUGUUUGCUGCCCUGUUCGCCGUGCUUGGUCGCGAAACGAUGAACGCCGGUCUGGUUGGGCUGUCCGUGUCGUACGCACUGCAGAUCACGCAAACGCUUAACUGGCUGGUGCGCAUGACAUCCGACGUGGAGACGAACAUAGUGGCGGUGGAGCGUAUCAAGGAGUACGGCGAGACGAAGCAGGAAGCCGCAUGGGAGCUGCCGAACAGCACGCUGCCCCGCGAUUGGCCGGAGCAGGGUAUGGUGGAGUUCCGCGACUUCCAGGUGCGGUACCGCGAGGGGCUGGAGCUGGUACUGCGCGGCAUCUCGUUCACGGUGAACGGUGGCGAAAAGGUCGGCAUCGUCGGGCGUACCGGCGCGGGCAAGUCUAGCCUGACGCUGGCACUGUUCCGCAUCAUCGAGUCGGCCGGUGGUUCGAUCGUGAUCGACGGGCAGGACAUUUCCCAGCUCGGUCUGCAUGCGCUCCGCUCGCGGCUCACCAUCAUCCCGCAGGAUCCGGUCCUGUUCUCUGGCACGCUGCGCAUCAAUCUCGAUCCGUUCAAUGCACAUUCGGACGAUGACAUCUGGAAGGCGCUGGAACAUGCGCAUCUGAAAUCGUUCGUUAAAGGCCUUACUGCGGGAAUCAACCACGAAGUUACGGAAGGUGGCGAAAAUCUGUCCGUUGGCCAGCGACAGCUCAUCUGUUUAGCUCGUGCCCUGCUACGCAAGACGAAGGUGCUCAUCCUGGACGAAGCAACGGCUGCCGUGGAUCUGGAAACGGAUGAUCUGAUCCAGCGCACCAUUCGCACGGAGUUUAAGGACUGUACGGUGCUGACGAUCGCACACCGUCUGAACACCAUCAUGGACUCGGACAAGGUGAUCGUGCUUGACAAGGGCCAGAUCGUGGAGUUCGCACCGCCGGCCGAGCUGCUGCAAUCGAAGAAUUCCGCCUUCUACAGCAUGGCCAAGGAUGCCGGUUUGGUGUAAGGAUUCAAUCUUAACUAUUAGCCUUAUUAGCACUUUCUUUAGUACACGUGAAUUCACUUCAUUUCGUGGCACACACACACACACUCUCUGAGAUUGCUAUUUAUAUGUGUGUGUGAGUGACUGUUUUUCUGUUUUUUUUCUGGUUGAAUUUGUUUCAUUUUUUGUUUGAAUUUUCACUUUCUUGACAAUCAAACAAUGCGGUUAGUAAAGUUUUUUGAAACUUUUCACAUUUUCAUGUAAUGUCCAUGCGGCGUAUAAGAACUCGCAUGAAGGUUUAAUUUGUAUUUUUGUUUUCGUUUGUUUUGUUCUUUUCUUAACUUUGUUUUUUGGUUUAGCUAAUAUUUGGAGGCUUAAUUCUAACGAAAUUACGUUUGUUUACGUUAAGCUUCGCCCUAACCGUUAGCUUCGUUUGUGAACUUUUGUUUUUUGUUUAUUUAGUUUUUUCUUCUUUAAUAAUUUUGUCGAAACAACAACACAUUCUAUACACACUCUCAUAGCCAGAAAACUAAGGAAGCAAAAAGGCUAGCAUAUUUACUUUCUGUGCACGAUUUGCAUUUACUUAAUAUGAUACGUGUUUACUUAUCUUUAGUGUAAUUGGUUACUGUUUACUUAAAGUACGAAUUAUAGAGAAUUUUUGUUUUGUUUGCUACAACAAAUUCAUUAAAAAAAAAACUUUGUAAAAGCCGAGCAACAGUAAAAACAUACUCAUACGUGUACUUACUAUGACGGGUAAGGGGGAAAUGUUCCAGUAUUUCGUACAGCAGCAGGUGAAUCACUACUGAGUGAAUAAUGACACACACACAUCACAAUACUAACUGUAACAUGGCCAUCCGUUGUGUAAAACUUAAUUCCACUGCUAAUGAUGAGGCAAAAACAAAAAAAAAAACAAAUUCCGGUUUUCCCACAAAUUAUUCGUGUUUUUAUGUUAUGCUUAAGUUCAUGUGUGUUCAAUGUCAUUUGGUCAGAUUUCGAUAUUCUCAAACGAUGUGUAAUCUUUUUAAGGCUAAGAGUCUUUUUAUAUAGUUUAAUAUACACGAACACGAAGUAAGAAAGAAGAAGAAAAAGGUAAAAUAAAGCCAACGAUACGAAAAGCUAAACAAAAAAAGAAUAAUGGGCAUAAUUAAAAAAGGGUACAAAUAUAUACAGAUGCGACUUAUGCAGGGAAUCGAUAAGGCCAACCUUCAAUUGCAAACCAGUAACAUGUGUUCAUAUGCAUUAACUACAAUAGCCAUAACCAUAAAGCGCGUACAGAGCCAGGAACUGCUAACUUUUGCAUUCUCUAAUGAACAUUCUUUAUACACAAACAACCCAUUUUUUUGCUUUUAACGAUUAUGCUUCUGCAAUAUUUUAGCUAAACACAAAGCUCAAUAGGGCGCCGCAAUGUCUUAAUACAAUAGUUAGGAUAUGAACCAGUUACCGAGCUGUAGGAUAGUUCCUAGGACAUCAUACAGUUCCUGAUUAUUAAAGUUUUCCUGCCCCUUAAGGUAUUCUGUACGAAAUUCACAAGAAAGGCAAUAAUAACACUACUCUUUUAUUGAAAACACACACUCACAAUUCGCUCAAAAGUGCCUUUACCGUGUAAAUUGUGGUGUUUUAUUACAAAAACAAAAAAAAAAUGCAUAGCAUAACAUUCAUACAUAGUGUUCUAAAGAAACUUAACACAUUGAUUACGUUAAGGAGAGGAGGGAGCGUUAAGGUGCGCCACAUACAUUUACAGUUCAAUACUACUAACGCAACAUCAUCUAACAACAACUACCGCAAGAGUAUCUGUGUUUCGUUCAUACACUGUGCAUACACUGUGACAAGUAAAUAAAGAAUCUUACAUUGUUAUUUUGAA
Messenger RNA from Anopheles merus, 6720 nucleotides. RefSeq names its product multidrug resistance-associated protein 1 (gene MRP). Gene Ontology annotation, molecular function: ATP binding; ABC-type transporter activity; ATP hydrolysis activity. The coding region runs from base 327 to 4883 and encodes 1518 amino acids. The transcript has 15 exons. Gene Ontology annotation, biological process: transmembrane transport. The record is from RefSeq and is a predicted model, not a curated record. Gene Ontology annotation, cellular component: membrane. Lineage: Eukaryota; Metazoa; Arthropoda; Insecta; Diptera; Culicidae.